AUGAAACAAGCCAUCAAGACGACUUGUGGAAGAGGAAUUUCUUCCUUCAACAGAAAAAAUAGAGUCACCACAACUAUUAAUCAAAUUGCUCAAGGAAGAUUAUUUCAUAAUAGUUUUGGAGUUUUGAAAUCUAUAGUGACCAAUAACGAGAGAAGGGAAUUUAAAUUUGCUAGGAAAAGACUCAUCAUUUCUAAAAUUCAACGAUUAUUGAGUGAGGAUACUACAUCACGGAGGUGUUUAUUUCUUGUUGGACCAGAUGGAUGUGGAAAGACACAAACCAUGCUGCAAGUUAUGGAAAAGAUUGUAACACAAAAUGUUGGAGUUCCUAUUUAUUUGGAUUUUGAAACAUAUUUUCUAAAAACAAGGGAGGAAAUUAAUAAUACACAACUUCCGAUAGAUUUUGAUCAUUUUGCAGAGUAUUGUCUGGAUCAGAUUUGCAUUCAAGAAUUGAUAAAGUGUGUAAAGAGGGCAAGUAAUGAUUUUGGAGUAUCAGACCUGAUGAAAAUAUUAACAGAACGAAAUAAUAUAAAUUAUUACUUUUUAGAAAAGUUCAUCUCAACAAGAGAUGAGAUUAAAUCUAUAGUGGAAUCGAGUGUGGAAAUCAAAAAAUUAUAUGAAAAAUUGAGUAGUGAUCAUUCACAAGAGGUCAUUUUACUGUUGAUUGAGAAAAUUAGUGAAAAACUUCCCUAUUAUGAUUGUAAAAUUUCGAAUGCAGUUAGAUUUUCAAUAGAUUUAUUAGCGUUCAUAGAGUUGGGGAGUGGUAAAAAACAAAGAACUGGAAUUGAGGUACUCUCAUUCUUAUUCUCUACAUUGGAAUAUUUUGCAUACAAACCACAUUUUGGUGUCAAACCAAAACUAUUUAUUAAUGGAUUUAACCUGUUGGAUGUAUUUUCAAAAUCUGUGGCACUAUUGUCAAGAAGUGAUAUUCGUCAAUACCAAUCUGACAUUCCUGAAGAUGUAUUUUCAAGUGAUGAAAGGGGAGCCAACUUACAUGAUAUGGUUCUUUUGAGAAUUACUGCCAUGUACUUGGAUGCUUUUGUUCCAACAAUUAUUGAAGUGGCUGGUAAUUAUUAUAAUUAUCAAAUGAUACCCGAGUUGAAAAUGGACACUGAACAGGUGAAAUUCAUUGAAAUAAUUGAGGAUGAAAUGUUUGAGUCAAAGCUUCAAUAUGGUAACCUAUUUGAAGAUUGUAGUUUUGAGACUAUUCAUGACAUUGUUGGAGGAAACCCAUCCAAGAUUGGAACAUUUUAUGAAAAAUAUUUCACGCCAGAAUUAAUGAAACAUCAAUUAUCACUUGUAGAAAAUCAAUCAACAAAAAAACAAGAACUUGAUAGAAUUGCGAAUCAAUCCUUGUUGAAUUACUUGGAUGGAGAAAAAGAUCAUUACGAAAGAAAACUCCAUAUGGCUUGUCUGUUAGCAGCCAGAUAUAUUGCACUUCAGAAAGCUGAAAAGAAAAAUCUCAAAACCAUACAAGAACUCUCCAUUGAUGACUAUCAGGUUCAAUUCACCAUUCAUGAUGCUAUUGAAAAGAUAAUGAGUUUGAAAGGAAAGGCCUACCAUUUCAAUGAAGAAUUUGAUCCUUUCAUUCAAACUAUUGGAGGAUCCAUUCUCCUCAAUUCUGAACUCAUGUACUAUCAAAUUCAUGAUAAUGUAUUGAGACCAUACGAUCAAUGCUACUACUCUUAUUUUGCCAAAACUUUGGAAGAUUUGGAAUCUAGUUGGUCAUUAAUACAAUAUUGGUACUAUCGCUUGGUUUGGCAACCUUUGAAUGGUAUUAAACAUGUGGAUAGAACUCUUGGUAAGCAUGGAAAUAUUAUGGAGAGAACUGAUGAAAGUAGACAUACACCUAUAGUUCAACCAUAA
Molecule: messenger RNA, 1863 nt
Organism: Naegleria gruberi
Lineage: Eukaryota; Heterolobosea; Eutetramitea; Acrasida; Naegleriidae
Exons: 2
Coding region: 1-1863 (620 amino acids)
Source: RefSeq, a predicted model, not a curated record